AGCUGGAAAUGGAUAAGUGAAAGGAAGCAAUAGGAAAAUAUAUUAAUUAUACGCGAUUUGAAGCGUCGCGAGUCGGUCUCGUGCGUUUGUGCAAAAUUUAAAACGCACGUGCAUGCGUGCCUGACGGGGCUACGGCCCGGCGGCAACGGCCAGUGACACAGAAGAAAUAGCAAGAGCGAGAGAGAGGUUUUGAGGUGGAGGUUGAAAAGGGGUAGGAGAAGAAGGUGAAUAGGAAGGUGGGGGAGGAACAGGUAAAGACGCACCGUGUAUGUACCUUGUGUACAGAGAGAAAACGACGAUCGCGACUCGCGCGUACGAAUCCGCGAAGCCGAGAGUCGGCGAACCGAACCGCUCACCGAUUCCAAAGUCCGUCGGCAGUCAGGCAGGUUCAGUUGUCUCCGAACCCCCGAACUGUUCGGACGCGUUUUCCAGAGGCAUAUUUUCAUCCUACGACGCGUACUCGCGAACACGCGCGAUUCGUCUCUGAUACACAUACGCACCGAAAGGUCAAAGUGCACGGAAAAAAAUUCGAUCGAUCGAAGAUCGAAUCGGUUUGAAAAUUCUCGACGUCGCGAGAACGGCGGGGAUAGUCGCUGCAGCUGUCAAAGUAGAGGUUCCUAUCUACCACUACGUCGAUAGAACAAACUCGAGAGAACCAACCACCUGUCUUCCUCUGUUCACCGAGACGAAGGGGAGCGCGAGAUCGUCGCUUCGAACGAUCGAUUUGCUAAGACGUAGUCGACACGUAAAAUGGUAGCAUCGCAAAACGAUGGUGGUAGAAGUAUGGGAGGUGGUGAUGGUGGUGGCGGCGGCGAUGACACGGUUUAUACGGUGGCCGUAAUGAGCGGUGGCGGUUAUAGAAACGAGGGUUACAAGGACGACGGCACCGACGGCAUACCGCCGGAACCGCAAAAACCGCCGCAGCUACCGGCGACGGACGACGAUACGCAGUCGCGGAAGUUCAAGGUGUCGCGCGGCGAGAAAUGGCGUAUCCUGAAGAACAUUGGCACCGUCUCGAUCGCCUUCAUGGUGCAGUUCACCGCGUUCCAGGGUACGGCAAAUCUACAGUCGUCGAUCAAUGCAAGCGACGGCCUCGGCACCGUAUCGCUCUCGGCUAUCUACGCCGCCCUGGUGCUCUCGUGUAUUUUUGUACCUACUUUCCUUAUUAAGAGGCUCACCGUCAAAUGGACCCUCUGUCUAUCUAUGCUCUGCUACGCACCAUACAUCGGUUCGCAGUUCUAUCCUAAAUUCUAUACUCUAGUACCUGCCGGCGUACUCCUUGGUCUCGGCGCCGCGCCCAUGUGGGCCGCUAAGGCCACAUACCUUACCCAGGUUGGCGGGGUUUACGCCAAGAUCACCGACCAACCGAUUGACGCUAUCGUCGUACGGUUCUUCGGCUUCUUCUUCCUGGCGUGGCAAACCGCCGAGCUCUGGGGCAAUCUUAUCUCCUCGCUUGUGCUGAGCGACGGGGGGCACGGUGGCAGCGGAGGCGGCGGCGGCAGUAACGGCACGACCAGCUGGGACAAAAUCAAGUUGUGCGGCGCGGAUUUCUGCGUCCUUGGCAACGGAGGCCACGAGAGUCUGGAGCGGCCGCCGGAAUCCGAGAUCUAUGAAAUCUCUUCGAUCUACCUUACGUGCGUCAUCAUUGCCGUAAUAAUCGUCGCUCUAUUCGUCGAUCCUCUUUCCAGGUACGGCGAGAAGCAACGACGGUCGGAUAGUCAAGAAAUAAGUGGCAUUCAAUUGCUCUCCGCUACAGCUUACCAGCUAAAAAAACCUUAUCAGCAAUUGCUGAUACCGAUCACGGUAUGGAUCGGUAUGGAGCAAGCUUUCAUCGGCGCCGAUUUUACGCAGGCGUACAUCUCCUGCGCUCUAGGUGUCCACAGAGUCGGCUACGUCAUGAUCUGCUUCGGGGUGGUCAACGCUGGCUGUUCGUUGUUAUUCGGCUCAUUAAUGAAAUUCGUCGGCAGACAGCCGCUGAUGGCACUGGGCGCCAUCGUUCAUGCCUCCCUCGUAGUCGUUCUUCUCAUGUGGAAGCCGCAUCCUGAUAAUCCUUACAUUUUUUAUUCGGUCUCAGGUCUUUGGGGUGUGGGUGAUGCCGUGUGGCAAACGCAAGUCAAUGGACUCUAUGGCACGCUGUUCAGACGCAACAAGGAGGCAGCCUUCUCAAACUACAGGCUAUGGGAGAGUGCCGGUUUCGUGAUCGCCUACGCGUACAGUACGCAUCUCUGCGCUCGUAUGAAGCUGUACGUGAUGCUGACGGUGCUGAUCACCGGCACCAUGGGCUACAUCAUUGUCGAAUUGCUGCACAGGCGCAAGCAACGACGGCUCAAAGCGAUCGCCGAAGAUCCGAAGGCCGCCCAGAUCGAGGCGAAUCAGCCGGAGGAGACCGACGAUGAGAAGGACGACCUCGACGACGAGAUCACAAUCACCCAUCUGUGAGUGAUCUGCGCCAUCGACGUAAUCAUACCUCGUUAAAUAUAUUAUCCGCGCUCGCGGCUCUUUCUCGUCUCGUCGACGAGAAAGUCGAGACGAUAGCCGGAAGACGACAAUCGAUUGAUUUCGCGAAUAUCCUUUCUUCCGCUAUAUCCGACGAAAUCUUACAUCCUAUCAAUCCCCUCAUUCUCGUUUCUCAGUCCCUCAAACCUCAGAUAGACUCGUGCCGUCCAAUCGGUGCGCAAUCCCACGUACUUUUUCCUGUUGAUGAUAAAAUGUCAAAGUCGGGAUGCAACUUCAGAAGAGCGGUGAGUAUGCGCACUCCUUCCACGAUGAAGUGGAAAUGCCGAAUGUCGACUUCAUCUCAUGGGACGCUUCCCUUCAAGAAAAUACCGGAAAUGUAACGCGUAUCCAGACUGUAAUCUGACUUCUAUCUUCUUUGGCGACACCGGAACGAGUUGAUAGUCGAUAAAUAAAUUUAUCAAUACUUGUGGUGCUAAAAAAAAAAACGCAUGAUGACGUACAGAAUCCGCUCUCAUGCUACAAAGAACAUGGGACUUUCGCUACCGUUACUAGCUCUUGAAAUGUCAAGACGGAUCAUCUCAAUGACAACGUUCUUAUUUUAUAUCUUUAUCAUGGUUCGUAGAGCGAAAAGUGCAUUUUGUUAAUACGCGCCGGCAUCGGCGCCGGUUUAAAUAAUCUAGUGGUCUUUACAAAUUAAUUAUAUAUAUACGAUUUUUUUUAUUAUAAACAUUUAAUCAAAUUUGUAAAGAUUACGAUGUUAUACUUUAUACCCUUAAAUGAGAAUGCAUGUGACAUAUUAUACAUGUGUAUAGUGUUUAUAAUUAAUGGAAAUUGGCGUGAGAUUCGACGAAAUUCAUCAUUUAUUCGAGAAAGAAUGCUUUACACUCUCGCUCGAAUUUAUUAAUACUCUAGUGUUUAAAAAAGGAGAAACAAUUGUUCUAAGAAAGGCGUUCUUAAUAAAGAAAUGUCAUUGUUAUGGGUUAUAUCGGAAUCCCUCGUAUUUUUCUUGAGAGUAAAGCAUGUAAGAUGUUAAUAUGAGUCUGUACAUUAAAACAAUAUUCUUUUUCUGUCAAAAAUAGAUGAAUCAAAAAUGGACAAAGUUUCAUUCUACGCAAAACUAAAUUAUUAAAAUUUCUAAAUUAUAUUUUGUAUAUGUUUUGUUUUCGACUCGCUUAUAAAUAAAUAUCUUUCUUCGGUGUUGUGUAUUUUAUUUUAUUUUUUUGUUUCAUGUACAUAUAAAAGAAGAGAGAAAUGAUUUUAAAAUAUUUAAUUAAACAAAAUGUAUAAAAAUGUAAUUUUUUACAGAUAUUAAAGUAAUUUUUUUUUUAUUUAUUUGAGUCAUAUCAUUGCAAUUAAAAAUUUUGCAGAAUAAGAACUCAUUCCAAUUUUAUCAUCCAAUCUAUUUUUUUCGAGAAUCUUAUCUCGUGCCACUUUUCAUUCGCUCUUAGAACAGGUUAAAAGGCGCAAGAAACAUAUCAAGGUAUUAUAAAUAGAUAUCAUAAGUCGUUUGAAUGCAUGUGUACAUCGCCCUUUCCGUCCUAUCAUAUUUUAUUACAUGGUAGCUCAAGAGUCUACGAUAUAAAUUUAGGAUACGGAUGCAAUCCUCUAGAGAGAUCUGUUCUUAUGAAAUAGUUAUCGUAUUGAUAGAAUGGUGAUUAUUUCUUUCAUUAAAAAUAAAAACACGAGACUAUAUAUAAAAUGUAAAUUUAAUUUUUCAAUUCUUUAUAUCUCUGUGCAAAGAAGAGAAUUAUAAGAAUUAAAAGAAUCAUACGACGCAAAAAGCGUAUGUAUCUUAUUGUUCUUGGGAGAAUAAUCAGUACGUGAGAAUAUUAAAAACUCAUCGUAUCUUUAUAUCAUCAGAGCAAAUUUUGCAAAAUUACGCGAAUAUUUCUUGUGUGUAAAUAUACUCCGACUAAUAUACUUCAGUUUAUGUAAUUCUUACCGAGUAUUCUUCUGCGUAGAGAAGACAUAUGACGGAGACUAAAAAAAAAAUUUUAUUGCUAAAAAGAAUAAAUAUCUUCUCUUAUAAUCAAAAAAUUUUGUUGAAUGCUGACAAUGCUUUAAUAUGAUGUCUAACAAUUCAGUAUUAUUGCUUGUGAACUUUUUGAGCAAUGUAAUGAUUUGUAAUAAUCUCCUAUAGUUUUCAAAACAAUGUUUUAUUUUUCUUAUCAUUGUAGGAAAAUUUCAGGCAUGGUUUAAACAAGUUUCACGAAGCUUCUCCAAAACACAAAAAUCGAAAAUGUUUUAUUUAACAGACGCGUUAUAAAACUAAAUAUUUUAUGUAAAUUUCUUUAAUCUGUCAAUUAUUGCGCAGCUUAAUGGAUUAAUAUGCUCCUAUCAACUUUCGCGUAUAUAUUGCACGUGCUGUCGGAGAUUCGUGCGAUAAAUCGAAUGUAUUUUAAUGUUUCCACGGACGACUGAACGAUUAUCUUUUUAUUGCAACAGUACAAUGACCAAAGCGGACAAAAAACCAGUAACAGGAAACUCACAAUCCUGUCUUCUGGAUGGGAAAUAUUCAACUCUCUGGGAUACCGCGGCCGUUUAUUUCUAUACCCGUGGUAUUAUUAUAAUUCAUCGGGCUGACAUCGUGCUGGUUUGAAGUUACUUCAACGAGAGCUCCUCGUUCCAUGUCCGUUUCUCUCGUUUUCGUUUUAUUAUUAUUCGUUCACCUCUUCUCUUGUUGUUCAUUUUCCAUUUUGUUAGCAAGAACUCGUCUUGUCAUCGUGAUAUCACGUUCUACUCGACCAGCAUCACUAUCGCGAAAAAAACUCCACGAUGACGCUAUUGGAAGCUGCGCGACAAGAAUGGAACGCGCGGCAUAUAACGGUGCUCGUUUUGUUCGCUUUUUGCUUGCUGGGUUCUACGCACAUUGCCAAUCCUCUCUCUUCUCAUCUCGUCUUUUUUUCUUUUUUUCUCAUCUCCUCAAUGCCGCGGAAAGUUAUUAUAUUUCUCGAUGGGGUUUUUAAUCCUACCCUAUAUAUUUAUAUCCCUCUUUUCUCCAUGAUGUCGCAGCGGAUUCCUCGUCUCCAUCCCACGAGAUCUCCCAUUGUAAAAUCUCAAAAAUGGAUUAAAUAUAAAUGAUAGCAAGAUCGAUAUUAAUCACACUAAAUAAAAUUAAACGACUAGUCUCGAGUUAAAAUGACCUUUAGAUAUAUCAUUUCUCAAUAUAUUGUUACAUAUGUAUUAUACUUAAAGCGUAAUGAAAUAAUCACCAUUUUAUCAAACCGAGAUAUCGAGGAUUCGGGGAAAAAAGCCUUUCUCCAGUGUGUAAAUACAAAAUAAAUGAUAGCUUAUAUUUUCGAGAUAUUUGUGUCAGAGAGUGAUAUGAGUGAGUUCUAUCGUGCGAAAUAUACAUUAAUAUGUAUACCGUAUUAUACAUAAGAUAUCUGGUUUCGUAGUCGCACCAGAAGAAUGUACGUUUCCUGUAUCAUUCAAACUGUGCUCUAUCUUAUUUUUUCUUUAUUAUCGCAAACAUUGUAGAUUUAAGUAGCUCAAGUAAUGUAGUGUAGUAACGGCGGAUGAGAAUGGGAUUAGUAAUUGAAUCGGGUUAGCGUUAAUAAAUUCGUUUAAUGAAAGUAUAGUGAUAGCGUAUAUAGGUAACUGCUUUCUAGUGAUUAGGAAAAUUGUGCCUCAUUUGAAAUCCGUUUCGCCCUACAAUCCGAUUUCAUCCGUGGUUGCUAUACAUAUUAAUAUUGCAAUUAAAUACAUAUAUAUGAUUUUACGGUACGAAAACAACUGAUAGAGAAAUUAAACAUCAAAAGAGUUUGAGAGGGCAGCGAGUGUGUCCGGAAUAUCUGUGUAGUUUUCGAAGGGAAUACCAGUUCUAUUUUUUGUUGAACUUUAAAGGGAUUCACAUGAAUCACAGUUUGCACUUUAAAUGCAUUGAUAAGACAUGGUUUAACGGGACCACGAUCUAACAUAUAUUUUUAAGCCUGCGAGAUUAGACUUCCUAGAUUUUACUGAAAAGUAUUCAGAGAGAUAUAUAUAUUUGUUUAGAAGAUAAAAGAUGUAUAGACGAUGCCUGAACCAAUAGCAUUGGGACCAUUUUGAUUGCAUACUUUUUGUUCUUAAUGAGAUUUGUAAAUAUUCAUUUUAGUAUUAAUCGUUAGGUAUAUAAUUAUGCAGAGGGAAAGAGCAACUGGACGUCUCGGUUCACAUAUCUAGCAUAUUUUUUCGAAUGUUGUUUUCUGUUAUUUUUAUUUGACUACGUUUAUGCGCGUCAAAAGAGUACAAUUCCAAAUAUUGUUAUUAUCUUUUCCUCUAUAUUUAAGAUUAGAAGAUUUAUUCUUUUUUUAUGCUUGCUUUAUGCUUAUUCUAUUAUAUCUUAAAAGUAUGUGCAAGCACAUACUUAUCUUCAAGUAUAAAAGCGCGUAUAAGAAGAGUGAUAGAAAAGAAUAGAUCUAUGUUGCUUAAAUAUUUGCCACACUUUUUAGACAUGCAUAAACGCGGUUGUUAUACAUACAUCCUUAGAUGAGCUAAGGGAAUUCAGCGUAUUAACUAAGUUUGUUGUUUUACGAUAAAAAGAUCAUGGCACGCCCAUGCAUGAUUAUUGAUGCGUCCGGCAAAAAUUGUACAGUAUAUACAAUAUACAUAUAUAUAUAUAUAUAUGUAAUUAUACACUUCCUUUUACUAUUGCAUUCAAUUGUUAUCAUACAUUAUGAUGACACGUUGAUUAUGAUUGCAAUCAUUGUUGUAUCGUCAAAUUAUUUUGCUGCUAUAAUUAAUAAUAUAUUACUAUAUCACUAUAUACAUAUGACACACGUAAUGUUAUGUAACAAUAAGAAUUAUUUUAUUAAAAUUGUCGAUUGAGAUAUAAUUAUAUACAUAAUAUAAAAUUUUAUUUUUCUAAUUUCCUUUCAACUGACAAUAUUAUACGUUUGUUCGUAUAUACACAAUUUAUUUCACGAAAAAAAAAAUAUUCUUCAUAACUCAAUCACAUUUACUCUGAAAAAAAUUAAGAAUGAUAAAUAUAACAUUUUAUAAUACUUUAAAAAAUAUAGUUUAUGAUAUGUAUUCACCAAUUUAUUUAAUCCUUAAUAAAUUCACAAGCAAUAAUUGUAAGGUAA
This is a messenger RNA of Cataglyphis hispanica, 7523 nucleotides long. Its product is annotated as UNC93-like protein. Gene Ontology annotation, molecular function: potassium channel regulator activity. The transcript has 6 exons. The coding region runs from base 751 to 2439 and encodes 562 amino acids. Lineage: Eukaryota; Metazoa; Arthropoda; Insecta; Hymenoptera; Formicidae. Gene Ontology annotation, biological process: regulation of potassium ion transport; regulation of muscle contraction. The record is from RefSeq and is a predicted model, not a curated record. Gene Ontology annotation, cellular component: plasma membrane; striated muscle dense body.